Molecule: messenger RNA, 1502 nt
Organism: Mustela erminea (ermine)
Lineage: Eukaryota; Metazoa; Chordata; Mammalia; Carnivora; Mustelidae
Gene: DLX6
Product: distal-less homeobox 6
Exons: 3
Coding region: 398-1123 (241 amino acids)
Biological process (GO): cell differentiation; regulation of transcription by RNA polymerase II; embryo development
Molecular function (GO): RNA polymerase II cis-regulatory region sequence-specific DNA binding; DNA-binding transcription factor activity, RNA polymerase II-specific
Source: RefSeq, a predicted model, not a curated record
AGUCUGAAAGCAGACGCGCAACUUUCGCAGAAUCCACCUUAAAAUCUCUGCCUUAAACUGCACCAGCCCCCAAAAAAUCCAAGGGGGGAAAGAAGGGGGGGAGAGCAGAUUCCCCCCUCCCCCCUCUCCUCUCCCAUCCCUCCCCCUUCCUCCUCCCUUUGAGUUAACAAGGCCCUGCUCACUAUAUCUCUUUAUAUUAAAAAAUAUAUAUAUUAGAGAAGAGCGAGGGAGAGGGAGAACCACCUCCACCCCCUCUUUUAAAAUUUUUUUAUUUUUUUAUUUUUUUUGCAAGAAUCCCAAGAGCUAAGGUGGCUGCAGAGGGGAGAGCGGCGAGAGCCAAGUGGGGGGAGGGUGGAGGAAACCCGGGAGAAGGCUUUCUCCAGCCCCCAAAGUUUUGAUGAUGACCAUGACUACGAUGGCUGACGGCUUGGAAGGCCAGGACUCGUCCAAAUCCGCCUUCAUGGAGUUCGGGCAGCAACAGCAGCAGCAACAGCAGCAGCAGCAGCAGCAGCAACAGCAGCCGCCGCCGCCGCCGCCGCCACAGCCGCACUCGCAGCAGAGCUCCCCGGCCAUGGCAGGCGCGCAUUACCCUCUGCACUGCCUGCACUCGGCGGCGGCGGCGGCGGCGGCGGCCGGCUCGCACCACCACCACCACCAGCACCACCACCACGGCUCGCCCUACGCGUCGGGCGGCGGCAACUCCUACAACCACCGCUCGCUCGCCGCCUACCCCUACAUGAGCCACUCGCAGCACAGCCCUUACCUCCAGUCCUACCACAACAGCAGCGCGGCCGCCCAGACGCGAGGGGACGACACAGAUCAACAAAAAACCACAGUGAUUGAAAACGGGGAAAUCCGGUUCAAUGGAAAAGGGAAAAAGAUUCGGAAGCCUCGGACCAUUUAUUCCAGCCUGCAGCUCCAGGCUUUAAACCAUCGCUUUCAGCAAACUCAGUACCUGGCCCUGCCCGAGAGAGCUGAACUGGCAGCUUCCUUAGGACUGACACAAACACAGCCUGCUUUCUCUUGCCAUAUUGCCACUGGAAAUAUUUGGGGUUUGAUGUGGACGGAUUCCUGCUACUCAGUAACUUGUAUUCUUCUUGGAAAAGCCGAUUCCUGUGGCUAAGGAAUUUUAAAGGUAAAAUAAGCAGCCCCAGAGAAUUUCCUUCUUCAAAUAAAGUAGAUCUGGGGUGUUGGCUUAGAUAUGCUACCAUCCCAGAGUCCUGAUUCACAUUUAGUUUGCAGGGGGCCUUUGACUUUUAGCGACUGCACUGACAAUCAUGUCAUGAUUAUUGACCACAAGCUGACUGAGCAACAUACAAAGUAGGGAACUAGGGAGGUACCAUCCCUAUUCCCUACAGGAUUAUGAGGUACAUUUACUUCAGGAGAAAGCUGCUCCAUGCAUGUCAUGUGCAAUGUAUGCAGGGUAUAUUCGAGGCAUUUGGUUAUAAAUGUACAGGCAUUUCUCUGUUCAGUCAUUUGCUCACUGUCCAUGCAUGGAGAUG